This is a messenger RNA of Anthostomella pinea, 3717 nucleotides long. The record is from the annotation of a GenBank genome assembly. NCBI's taxonomy places the organism in Eukaryota, Fungi, Ascomycota, Sordariomycetes, Xylariales, Xylariaceae.
AUGUCGUUGACGGACGGCGUGCUCACUGUGCUCCCGGCACCAGCGGGCUAUGAUGUCGACUUCGAACACCCUCAGCGGAAUCUCGGACUGGCACUGUCUCUUGUCUACGGCAUCGGGGCAUCACUCGCGGUUCUAUUUCUGAGCCAGCAUGUCUACGUCAAGUGGUGGGUGCAGCGACGAUGGGCUGAUCCGGAGACAGGCAAGUUCAAGCUGCCUCAACGCGACGAGCUGCGUCUAACCAUACUCUUUCUCGAACAUUGGUUCCAACGUCUGAUGUUGGGCAUUCACGCUUGGGAGAUGCCGAUGGACCGGUUCAUAUUGUUCCUGAAGUCCUUCACUAUAGUCGCAAUGAUAUUCAACAUCGUCCACUUGCUCAGCAAGCUUUCAAUCCUGUUAUCUUAUCAGCGCCUGGCGCCUCAAAGCCAAUGGAUAUGGGCAGUCCGCGCUGCCAUGUUUCUCGUCGUUGGCUACUGCACCUCUCUGUUCUUUGCACUAUUGUUCGCUUGCAACCCGAUCAGCAAAGCGUGGGAUGUGGCUAUGCUCGACGGGUAUUGUAACGACCGGCAGGCUAUCUGGCUUGCAACAGCGAUCCUGGGUUUCGUGUCGGACUUGAUUAUCCUGGGGUUGCCAUUUCCUCUGAUAUUGGGACUGCGGCUGAAGAGGUCUCAUCAGAUUGGCAUACUGGCCAUGUUCGUUGUUGGUUCAGCCACCUUCGUCACCUCGAUCGUCCGGCUAUACUACCUACUGCAACCGACUUUCCAGUCACCCGACCAAACGUGGGACAUCAUGCCGACCAUUCUCUGGGCCCUUGUCGAGCUAAACCUCCUCGUCAUGUGCCCGUCCAUGUUCACGAUGCGGAAGUUCGGCGUCCAUGUCGCCCCCUCCAUUUUUGGUUCGUAUAACUCCAAGCAGACGCCCGAAAGCACACCGAAGGCCCUUCGAACCUUCGGCCACUCUAUGACGCCCAGGAGGAAAGUCAACAAAUACGGGGAGCUGAUCGACGAAACCGCGGAUCGGGGUUUUGACAUGACGACCCUUGGAUGCGCCCUCCUGUUCGAGUUACAACAAUACUACGAAGAAGUUCCCCGGGGAUCGCAACUGCUGGAGGAUCCUCCCGCUACACAAGCGAUGGACCGGGUCAGAGUCGGUGCUGGUACCGAUAUGGCGUCCUGGUCCAUUGGACCCGUUCCAGCUUACCUUGCGAAUGGAGGUGGCGACUCUCCCACAAAUACAUCGAACAACAGUGCUCCUGCUUUUGAGCAGCUCAAGCAGGAUCUGCUCGAAUGGUUCGAUGGGGUUGUGCUCACCGACUCAAUUGCUACCUCUAGGAAGCACGGCACCUUCCCCAACCCUGGAUUGACCGUUGUCGGCGCCCUAAUCCCACUACCUUUGGUGCCCCGUGAUGCCGAGACCAUCAAGGAUGCCUGUAGCCGAGCCCCUUCCAGAAAGAGGGCAGAUACACGGGUAGACACAUCAGCACGAAAUACCUGGGAACUCGAUCACACCCAAUUCAAGCUAGCCAAUCCGGACUGGCAAUCAUUCCUUGGCACGUUGCUGGCGGAUGCUGCGUGGAGUCUGGGCAUGUCAGGAGUGAAAGCAGAGCCCUGCAAGCUGCUUCUAUACGGGGAAGGCUCUUUUUCCAAGUGCCACAAGGACUCGGAGACGGCAGCGGAUAUGGUCGGCACACUGGUUGUCUGUCUUCCCUCAAAGCAUAAGGGUGGCAGUGCGCAACUAUCCCAUGCUGGGAGGGUCCGCAGUCUCGACACUGAUCAGGCGUCCGACUUGAGCUUGACGAGUCUGGCGUGGUUUUCUGAUGAUGUUACACAUGAAAUCAAGCCCCUGGAGUCUGGGUACCGUCUGGUGCUAACUUACGACGUCAUUCAUACAGGCGGCGCCCGAAUGUCAGCUGGUCUGAUUGUUGAGGAGAUGAACAAGCUCCGCUCGCUGCUUUCCAAAUGGCAAGCCCACACGUCGGAAGCGAAGAAGCAGGUGUACAUGCUUGAGGACAGCGCCGCCAUCGACGAGGAGGAGAUCCUGGGCGAAGGACAUUGGGACCGAGAGGCUGAUAGUGAAGAGGAAGAUGAAAGCAUCUUCGGUUACGGAAGCGCCCCUCUUUCCUAUCGUUACCACGAAAGUGUCGUCCUGAUCGUCCCCAUGCAUCAACUUCAUAGUCUGCUCCUUGAAUCCUAUGAUACAGGCAAAGCUGUCAUACUGAGUCAAGUUACCGAUAUGCUCAACCAAUCACCACUUGAUCCCACACUCCAGGCCACCGCGCUGGAGUUCUUAAGGAAAGCCGUUCAAGAGUCGUCGCUGGACGGCGAACUGUUAACUGAAUUAGUGGCCCUUGCCAUCAGGUUUCAGGAUAACGGACUUUUCAGGGAGCUCGUCGGCGCGUCGCGGUGGUCUCCCACUUCCCGGGACGCUGUGUUGACAAGAAUCAUUCAGCUUGUGAACGAGAGCGUCUCACAAGAUAUUAAUACACCACCGGACUGGGACAGCUGGCUCGGUGACCUGAUCGCUGGAAGUCUGGAUUUGGAGACCUUGAGGGAUAUUAUCAACAAGACAGAGGAUAUUAUCAACAAGGCAGAAGUUAUCUUGGCCAUCGAGUCCGAAGCCUCACUGGGCGUGAAUGCUCACGAUAUCUUGAAUGAUCAGGAUAUCUUGAUCGAUCACGAUAUCUUGAUCGAUCUUCUUGAUUCACAGGCUAGCAACGACUCAUGGGCAGCGAAUUGGUUGGUCCCAAUCCUCUCAAAGCGUGGACCCAAGGUCCUCAUCUGUUCGAUCUUGCGAACCGUGUAUCAGAAGCACAGCAACAACUCACUCUCUGGAGCCGCAGAGAUCUCCCGACGCAUAUUGGAAGGCUGUAGAGAGAAGCUCACACUUGAUAUCUCAGACUUUCCAGAGGAAACCUGGUUUACCAAAGCCCAUGGCUUCGACUGUCUAGAGGCCACAUUUCUCAGGGACUUCAUCCACCUCGUCGACCACGGUCUCAGUAUAGGGCUCUCGGAAGACAUGACUCCUCUCCUUAAUGCGAGUUUCAUCGCCGUCUACAAGCACAUCCCCAAUUCGAAGGUCAAAUCCAUUCCCAGCUCCCGGGUGAUCCAGGAAUUCCUGAAACGUCUCACGUCGACGCUGGAAAAACACAAGGUGCCCGCGCUUGAAUCGGCCAAGCACAUGUACACGACCAUCCUGCGUAAAAUCCUUGUCGUCGACCUGCCCCAAUACCCCAAGCAGCCCGUCGGGUGGGCCCACAAACCCCGUGGGUGUGCGCCGUUAUGCGCGGAGUGCCGCAGCCUCAAUGUGUUCCUCCAGAACAGCGAGCUGCAGACGCAGGAGUUUCGCGUUUUGAUUGCGCGCUGGAACCAUCUCGAGCAGCAGUUACCAAAGGAGUUAUUCCGCUGUGUGACCAAGGGGUCGUACAGGCAGGGACCGAAGGGUGCAUUGGUCGUCACGAAGCUGGGGCGGGAGUUCCAGCACGACAUGGCGCAGUAUCGCGCCGGCCUCGCAAGCUUUGAGGAGAAACUGCACCCUUUUCGUUGCGAGUACGUAAAGGCGUUACUCGGCGAGGCCACCUACCGUGAGCUCGUCUUGCUAGAGAACCUGCCGCAUUCGGAGGCUGCGAGCCGACUUCCCACCGCUGCUCCUGGGCAGAACAAGCGGAGGGCUGAUGAAGAACACGAUGGUGCGAGUGCUUCGAGGCCUAAGCUCAUCGAGUAG